AAUAGCUCCUCUAGCCACCAGAAGAACGUUAUCUCUUUCCAGGUGUCUCUCGCUCUCUCCCUCCUUCUCAGUCACACACGCAUUUCGAUCCAUGUUCAUAGCCCCCAAUACCCACCACCACCACCGCCACCGCCCAUGUCCGCCAUCUUCUCCGACCACCGCCCACAAACGCUCGACCUCUCUCUCACCCGCCAAAUUCAAAUCCCUCAUCCGGAUCACGAACACCGUCACCACCCCGGACGACGCCGAUGGCAACGAAACCGCCGCAUCGAACCAGCCAACACCCUCGUCGGCGGGCAGGAUCAAGCAGCUGGUGCUGUCCCCAGAAUCCCGGACUAAGCUCAACGCCCUGCCGGACCGCGACUUCUACUCGUUCCCGCGCUUCGUGAAGCACGUGGACGACGGCUUCCUCGCCACGUUGACGGACCUCUACAGGGACCGGGUGAGGCCCGGAUCGGAGGUGCUGGACCUGAUGAGCUCGUGGGUGAGCCACCUGCCGGAAGAGGUGCGGUACAAGAGGGUGGUGGGCCACGGCAUGAACGCGCAGGAGCUCGCGAGGAACCCGCGCUUGGACUACUUCUUCGUCAAGGACCUGAAUCGCGAGCCGAGGCUCGAGCUGGCGAGCGGGAGCUUCGACGCGGUGCUGUGCACGGUCAGCGUGCAGUAUCUCCAGCAGCCCGAGGAGGUAUUUGCGGAGGUGUUUCGGGCGCUUAGGCCUGGCGGCGUAUUCAUCGUGAGCUUCAGCAACAGGCUGUUCUACGAAAAAGCGAUCACGGCAUGGCGAGACGGGACCGGGUACGGCCGAGUGCAGCUGGUGGUGCAAUACUUCCAGUGCAUCGAAGGGUUCACGGAGCCUGAGAUAAUCCGCAAGCUGCCCGGCUCUUCCGCCGCUCGGGAAGGCAAAUCGCCUCUCGAUUGGAUCUUCAGGUUAUUGGGAUUGCUUAGCGGGCCGGAUCCUUUCUACGCUGUGAUUGCCCACAAGAACUUCAAACCUGUAUAUGAAUGAGCAGAUCAGCCGACCCCCCCAGAACGAAUAAGAAAACGUCCGUGAACCAAUGCGUUGGGUUGAAUUGUCCAUUACUCUUCCUGCAUGAACUUCUAGGUCGAAUCAGGGAUGUCGCUGUAACAGAGUAGAUCAAGCAAAGAAUUUUUCACUUUCGAUUCUUGUCGUUCAAAGAAUGAUUCCUUGUAGAGUACUACAUUCGUCAUGCACGAGAGAAUUCCAAAA
Molecule: messenger RNA, 1228 nt
Organism: Eucalyptus grandis
Lineage: Eukaryota; Viridiplantae; Streptophyta; Magnoliopsida; Myrtales; Myrtaceae
Exons: 2
Coding region: 92-1006 (304 amino acids)
Molecular function (GO): S-adenosylmethionine-dependent methyltransferase activity
Source: RefSeq, a predicted model, not a curated record